Saccostrea cuccullata (small rock oyster) is the source of this 1323-nucleotide messenger RNA. RefSeq lists its product as uncharacterized. Bases 368 to 1168 code for a protein of 266 amino acids. Gene Ontology annotation, molecular function: ATP hydrolysis activity; DNA helicase activity. The transcript has 2 exons. The record is from RefSeq and is a predicted model, not a curated record. Gene Ontology annotation, biological process: telomere maintenance; DNA repair. NCBI's taxonomy places the organism in Eukaryota, Metazoa, Mollusca, Bivalvia, Ostreida, Ostreidae.
GUCACGAAAUAUUUAUCUUCUUUUAAUAAAGUUACCCCUACUAUAAAAAUACACAAGGGAGGAAUCUAAAAAUAGGAAAUUCGCUACCACAAAUUUUUAUCGGACUUGUUAUCUAGUUUCUGGGCAACUUGCCCUGCCAACCAAGUAGGAGUGAGUGGAAUAUAGAUUCAAUUUUGAUAUUCUUCAGUCAAAUUCUAAUCAACGCACACCGUUAGUCAUAUAACUAACCUCUUUUUUCGACAUUUGGAUCUGGCGACAGUUCUUUCCAUAUGUUCUUCCGGAGUAAUUUAAAAGCUGCGCUCUGAUUGGUCGCUUUCUGUAGAUAACUCGUACUCAAAGUAACUCUCGAAUAAAAAAGUACGGGAAAAUGGAGAUAGCAACAGAAGGCCACAACGUUCUAAUUCUUGGGCCAGCGGGCACUGGCAAAAGUUAUGUAGUGAAAAAAAUAGCCCAAACAAUGAAAAGUAGUGGAAAAAGAGUUGGUAUAACUGGAACGACAGGGAUGGCAGCAUCCCUGAUACAGGGCGUGACAGUGCACAAAUUUUUUGCCCUAAGGGAUGGUCGAUAUUCCAAUGAGGAAUUGACCAUUAAAAUAAUGACAGAUGUAAACUAUCAUGAUGUGAAAACACGAAUUCUGUCUAUAGAUUGUGUGAUUAUAGACGAAAUUUCCAUGCUAUCGUGGAAGUUGUUAGAGCAAAUAGAGUAUGUUUGCAGAAAUGUACGAGGGGUGAACAAGCCUUUUGGAGGCAUUCAGAUGGUUUUGGCUGGAGAUUUUUUUCAGCUGAAGCCAGUCGCUAACCAAAGAUAUGGAGACCCGGGUGAUUUGGUUAUAUCAAAUAGAAAAUUCAGAGAUCUUAUUCCUCAUCACAUAGUCUUGAAAAAGGUGUAUCGGCAAUCAGAAGAAAAAUUAAUUACUGCUAUUCAUGAGCUAAGUCGUGGAUUGGCUUCAGAGUCCACCAUCGAGUUUCUGAAGACUUUAGAAAGACCUCUUGUAACUGGUGUUCCAGUGAGACUAUUUUCACAGAACUAUGAUGUGGACAUAUGCAAUUCUGAUAACCUUCUUGAACUAACAGGUAUAUACAAUUUACAGUGUGCUUUCAUAUACAUGUUCCUUGUUUUACCGAUCCAUAUUAAAAAAGAGCAUAUCUGUCAUUUGAACAAUUUUUAAUGGGGCAAAAGGUAAACAUGAUCAACACAUGUAAUUGGUAGGAUAAACUACUGAUGUACAGAUCUGUUCUUUGCUUUGUUUCUGCAUGAGCAUUGUUACAUAUAGCAUGUGUUCAUUGUUUACAUUUCUGAAUUAGUUAUUAGAAACAUACUUAA